AUGUCCUACAACUGCUCCACAAGGAACUGCUCUUCUGGGCCCGUUGGAGGACGCUGCUCUGUCCCAGUGACCCCCGUUGCCACAGCUGCUACCCAGGACACCGACUGCCUGAGUGGCAUCUAUCUGCCUAGUUCCUUUCAGACAGGCUCCUGGCUCCUGGAACACUGUCAGGAGACGUGCUGUGAGCCCACUGUUUGCCAGCCAACGUGUUUCUCGCCAACUUCUUGCGUCCCCAGCCCCGGCCAGGCAUCCUGUUCAAGGCAAACCACCUGUGUCUCCAAUCCCUGCUCAACUUCCUGCAACCGGCCGGUCACCUUCGUCUCUGGGGGCUGUCAGCCCCUGGGAGGCAUGUCUAGUGGGUGUCAAUCAAUGGGUGGCAUCUCUACUGUCUGUCGGCCAAUGGGAGGGGUCUCUUCUGGUUGCCAACCAAUGGGAGGCAUCUCCACCGUCUGCCAGCCAUCCUAUGGGGGUUCCAGGAUGUACCAGCGGUCCUACACGUCGAGCUGCCGAAGAACAUGCUGA
Molecule: messenger RNA, 522 nt
Organism: Sorex araneus (European shrew)
Lineage: Eukaryota; Metazoa; Chordata; Mammalia; Eulipotyphla; Soricidae
Product: keratin-associated protein 11-1
Exons: 1
Coding region: 1-522 (173 amino acids)
Cellular component (GO): keratin filament
Molecular function (GO): structural molecule activity
Source: RefSeq, a predicted model, not a curated record